GUCCCUUUUAAUAGUCAGCAGUUGCCACAGCGGAAUGAACAGCCAACUUAGCCACUAUAUGCAGCAUAUUACGCAGCAGAUGGCCCUCCAGCUGCAACCCAAGACUGAUUACCAGCAGAGGUUGGACUAGUGGUUGGACUAGAUGGGGGAAAAGACAUGCUGUACUGCUGUCCAUGUUGUCUGCAUUCAGAUCCAGCCCUCGCCGAAGAAACAAUGUCCUCUCAAGGACAACACAGCGAAACACCUGUGACGCAAACUACAAUGAGACAAGCUGCAGCGCCUUCCUAGCAACACAAACCCCUUCAAACUGUCCUCUUCAAUGCAUUAAAUCAAAGCACAUGUAA
Danio rerio (zebrafish) is the source of this 344-nucleotide messenger RNA. The record is from RefSeq. Lineage: Eukaryota; Metazoa; Chordata; Actinopteri; Cypriniformes; Danionidae.